UUAACCCAUGGGUGAUGUAUGUGUAUGUAAGAUAAUUUGACGACGGUGGAGUAAAACACGUCACUGUUUACUUUUCUAAAGAAAGAAACAUCACCAACUGCUGGUUGUGAAUUUCAAACACGAAACAAAGCUACAAAGAGCAGGUCGGGGAGAAGUUGAGGAGAGGCACUUCAACAUGAACUCUGAGAGGAAACUGUCAGCGGACCAGCGGAGAGCUUUACUUUCAGAUGUCCAGAAAGUGAUUGUUGGUGAAGAACAUCUGCAGGUGUGGAGCUCCAGUCUGGACCAGGAGAACACACAGCCCCCACACAUUAAAGAGGAACACGUGGAACUCCGGAUCAUUCAGGAGGGAGAGCAGCUUCAAGGGCUGGAGGAGGCUGAUAGCACUAAUUUCCCAGUCACUCUUGUCCCUGUGAAGAGUGAAGAUGACGAAGACAACUCACAGCUUCAUCAAAGACAAACUGAAAAGAUGAAAACGGAAGCAGCCAUGACCUCAGAUCCAGAUACACAUUUACAACCAGACACUGAUGACAAGACUGGAGACUGUUCUGAGGCUGAGACUGAUGACAGUAAUGAUUGGAAGGAAACCAGCAAAACUCAGUCAGGUUUAGACUCUCUGAAUAAUGAUGCAGUCCCUGUUUCGAGUUGUAGUUCUGGUGAGAAACCAUUUAGCUGCUCUGAGUGUGGGAAAAUAUUUUGCAACAAUAGAAAUCUGAAGAGACACAUAAGAUCUCAUACAGGAGAGAAACCAUUUAGCUGCUCAAUAUGUAAGAAAUCUUUUACACGGGGUGGAAGUUUACAGAAACACAUAAGAAGCCACACAGGAGAGAGACCAUUCAGCUGCUCCGUCUGUAAGAAAGCUUUUACACGGAGUGAAGGCUUACAGAAACACAUGAUGAUACACACCGGAGAGAAAGGAUUAAGCUGCACGUUCUGUAAGAAAAGUUUUAUACAAAGUGGAAAUUUACAGGCACACAUGAGAAUCCACAAAGGAGAGAAGCCGUUCAGCUGCUCAGUGUGUAGAAAAGCUUUUACAGUGAAUGGAAAUUUAAAGAAACACAUGAGGAUACACACAGGAGAGAAACCGUACAGCUGCUCAGUCUGUAAUAAAGCUUUUACACAGAAUGGAAGUUUACAGGCACACAUGAGAAUCCACAAAGGAGAGAGACCAUUCAGCUGCUCCUUCUGUAGGAAAACCUUUGUAAAGAAUGGAAAUUUACAGAACCACAUGGUACUCCACGCAGGAAAGAAACCAUUUAGCUGUGAGGAGUGGAGCUCCAGUCUGGAAGGAGAGUAGAGAACCUCUAUCAGUCCGGUUUAAACACAGAAAAAGAAUGAAUUCUCUAAAAGUCAAAUGAGAUU
Messenger RNA from Perca flavescens (yellow perch), 1362 nucleotides. RefSeq names its product gastrula zinc finger protein XlCGF8.2DB-like. The record is from RefSeq and is a predicted model, not a curated record. Gene Ontology annotation, biological process: regulation of transcription by RNA polymerase II. Gene Ontology annotation, molecular function: DNA-binding transcription factor activity, RNA polymerase II-specific; RNA polymerase II cis-regulatory region sequence-specific DNA binding. Lineage: Eukaryota; Metazoa; Chordata; Actinopteri; Perciformes; Percidae. Bases 176 to 1297 code for a protein of 373 amino acids. The transcript is spliced from 3 exons.